ACCCCUCGAUAGCGCGAAGCGCGAACUGGUAACGGUCAAACCCGGCUUUUCGUUUCUCUCGUUCUUUCUCCUUCGGACAUCGAGCUCGCGGAAGCAAAAUUUUCGAACAAACACACCAGUAAAUCACCGCCACCGCACUUUUAAUCUGACGAAAUUGCCCCUCGCGGGGUGGUCUCAGGGAGGAAAGGAGAGAGGAGCUGCGUCGCGCGCACUCCCCCGCCGUUUCUCUGUUCGAUCAUCAGUUCUUCAAAAAUUUCGAAGAAAAGUAAAGCGUAAUUUAAAUCGCUAUUAAGCUCGCCAUGUCGAUUCGGGAGCUGAGGACGUCUAUGGUUUCGGUCAAUUUGUUCACCUUCUGCGUUUUCCUCGGCUGCUUUCCAGGGCUUAUAUUAUCGGCGAUCGUGACGCUGGAUUCGAUCGUGAUAUACAACACGCACGAAUUGAUAAAGGCCGUGAAACCGAGGGUGUAUUUCGAAUGCAGAGGGGAGAACAAGACGGAGUUUCCAGACGUGAAGGAGAAGAACGUCACGUAUAAAUUCAACGGCGAAGAGUCUUGGCAGCCACUGACAGAGUUUUCGGGUAAGAAGUGCAAGCGAUGUGGACUGUACGAGGCGGAUACCUUUAAACCAGAUGACAAAUUUGAUGAGUGGGAGUUGUGUCCUUCUGACUUCAACGCCUCUGAUGGAAAAUACGUCCGGUUCAAUAACAAGGAAUUCAACGUUACCUUUUGGUGCCCAAAAUGUGUACCUGGUUCACCUGCUUCCAAUUCCCCUACUGCGCCGCAUAAAGAAGAAAAGGAGAGGGAAUGCAUAUUGUUCUAAUACUUUUAAUCGUUGUAGCCGUUUUGGCAUUGUGUAUUGUCGUUGGCUUUGUUGCAUACAAGUACUGGCAAAAGAAGAAGAGAGAGCACGAUCAGGCUCGUUUCCUAAAACUGUUUGAAGACGGGGAUGAUAUUGAAGAUGA
Molecule: messenger RNA, 960 nt
Organism: Pyrus x bretschneideri (Chinese white pear)
Lineage: Eukaryota; Viridiplantae; Streptophyta; Magnoliopsida; Rosales; Rosaceae
Exons: 4
Coding region: 300-818 (172 amino acids)
Source: RefSeq, a predicted model, not a curated record